Perognathus longimembris pacificus (Pacific pocket mouse) is the source of this 2617-nucleotide messenger RNA. RefSeq names its product neuronal PAS domain protein 2 (gene Npas2). Lineage: Eukaryota; Metazoa; Chordata; Mammalia; Rodentia; Heteromyidae. Gene Ontology annotation, molecular function: RNA polymerase II cis-regulatory region sequence-specific DNA binding; protein dimerization activity; DNA-binding transcription factor activity, RNA polymerase II-specific. The record is from RefSeq and is a predicted model, not a curated record. The transcript is spliced from 21 exons. Gene Ontology annotation, cellular component: nucleus; CLOCK-BMAL transcription complex; cytoplasm. Gene Ontology annotation, biological process: circadian regulation of gene expression; regulation of transcription by RNA polymerase II. Bases 167 to 2617 code for a protein of 816 amino acids.
GGAGCAGCGCCUCCCGCCGCCGCCCCGCAGCAGCUCCCCGCGCCCGUUCGCCGCCCGGGCCCCCAGCGGCGGCGGGAGGGCGCGUCCACCCGGCCGGCCCAGCCUGCACCCGGCCCGCCCGGGCCGCCCCGGCCCCGCUCCGAGGAAAGACUGCAUAGAAAAUCUAAUGGAUGAAGAUGAGAAGGACAGAGCAAAGAGAGCUUCCCGAAACAAGUCUGAGAAGAAGCGUCGAGACCAGUUCAAUGUUCUUAUCAAAGAGCUCAGCUCCAUGCUCCCUGGCAACACGCGGAAAAUGGACAAAACAACUGUGCUGGAAAAAGUCAUCGGGUUUCUGCAGAAGCACAAUGAGGUCUCAGCACAAACGGAAAUCUGUGACAUUCAGCAAGACUGGAAGCCCUCGUUCCUCAGUAACGAAGAGUUCACCCAGCUGAUGUUGGAGGCGUUGGACGGCUUCAUUAUCGCGGUGACCACGGACGGCAGCAUCAUCUAUGUUUCGGACAGCAUCACUCCUCUCCUCGGCCAUUUACCGUCGGAUGUCAUGGAUCAGAAUUUAUUAAAUUUCCUUCCAGAACAAGAACAUUCUGAAGUUUAUAAAAUGCUUUCUUCCCCCCUGCUGAUCACAGAAUCUCCCUCCCCAGAACUCCUGAAAUCUGACAACGAUUUGGAGUUUUAUUGUCAUCUUCUCAGAGGCCGCUUGAACCCGAAGGAAUUUCCAACUUAUGAAUACAUAAAAAUUGUGGGAAAUUUUCGCUCUUACAACCAUGGGCCCAGCCCCUCGUGCAACGGCUUUGACGGCGCCCUGUCCAGGCCCUGCCGCCUGCCCCUCGGGAAGGAGGUCUGCUUCAUCGCCACCGUGCGCCUGGCCACCCCGCAGCUCCUCAAGGAAAUGUGUGUCGUCGAUGAGCCUUUAGAAGAAUUCACUUCGAGGCAUAGCUUGGAAUGGAAAUUUUUAUUUCUGGACCACAGAGCCCCUCCCAUCAUAGGAUACCUGCCCUUUGAAGUGCUGGGCACCUCCGGCUACGACUACUACCACAUCGAUGACCUGGAACUCCUGGCCAGGUGCCACCAGCACCUGAUGCAGUUCGGCAAGGGGAAGUCCUGCUGCUACCGCUUCCUCACCAAAGGGCAGCAGUGGAUCUGGCUGCAGACCCACUACUACAUCACCUACCACCAGUGGAACUCCAAGCCCGAGUUCAUCGUGUGCACGCACUCGGUGGUCAGUUACGCGGAUGUCCGGGUGGAAAGGAGGCAGGGGCUGGCUUUAGAAGACCCGCCGCCUGAGACCACGCGCCCCUCGGCACUCAAGGACAAGGGCUCCGGCCUGGACGCUCCCCCACACUUCGGUGCGCUGGACGUGGUCGCCCCGGGCCUCCACGCCAGCCCCUCGCCGCCCGCGUCCUCCAGGAGCUCCCCCAAGUCCUCGCACACGGCCAUCUCGGAGCCCGCCUCCGCGCCCAGCAAGCUGAUGGCGGAGGCCGGCGCGACGGCCUUGCCCGGACCCGGACCCGCCGCCCUGCCCCCGGAGGGGCCCCCCGUGGCGGGGCUCGGCCAGGGCGCCCCCGGGCCGCCCCCCCUGCCGUCCCCGUCCGCCUGCGACCUGGCGCCGCAGCUCCUGCCGCGGGGCGCGCUGCCCCCGACGCCGGCCCCCGGGGCGCAGUUCUCGGCGCAGUUGAGCAUGUUCCAGACCAUCAAAGACCAGCUGGAGCAGCGGACGCGGGUCCUGCAGGCCAACAUCCGCUGGCAGCAGGAAGAGCUCCACAAGAUCCAGGAGCAGCUCUGCCUGGUGCAGGAUUCCAACGUGCAGAUGCUUCUGCAGCAGCCGGCCGUGUCCCUGAGCUUCGGCAGCGCCCAGCGGCCCGACGCCCCGCAGCAGCUCCGGCAAAGGCCGGGCGCGGGGGCCCAGCUCGUGGCCAGCGCGCAGCUGGCGGGGCCCAUGGCCUCCGCCCAGGCCACCGGCCAGCACCUGCUCAGAGAGGCAGCUGUGCUCCCCGCCCAGGGUCCGAAGCCGAUCCGAAGCUCCCAGCUGCUCCCGGGAAGCCCGCAGUUCAGCAGCAGCAGCAGCAGCAGCGCCUCGACGGGGGCGCUGCCCCCCGGCCUGGGCCUCCCCACGCCCGCCCCCUCCUCCCAGGCCGCCGGCCAGUGCCAGCCCGGCCCCGACUUCAGCCACGACCGGCAGCUCAGGCUGCUGCUGAGCCAGCCCAUCCAGCCCAUGAUGCCCGCGUCCUGCGAGGCCAGGCCGCCGGCGGAGGUCAGCAGGGCCGGGCGCCAGGUCAAGUACUCCCAGAGCCAGGCUGUGUUUGCCAGUCCCGAUGCGCACCCCGCCAGCAACAGCGCCUCGACCCCCGUUCUGCUGAUGGGGCAAGCCGUGCUUCACCCCAGCUUCCCCGCCUCGCAGCCGUCGCCCCCGCAGCCCGCGCACGCCCAGCAGCAGCUGCCACACUACCUGCAGGCGUCCCCGUCUCUGCACAGUGAGCCCCCGGACGCGCUGCUCCUCUCCAGCUUCGCCCAGGGCUACGCCUCGCCCCCCGCGCAGCCCCCGCCGCCGCCGCCCCCGCGCGCGCCCCGCCGGGGCGGCCGCCUCCCCGAGGCCUCGGGCCUGCAGCCGCCACCCCGGUAG